Coccidioides posadasii C735 delta SOWgp is the source of this 822-nucleotide messenger RNA. RefSeq lists its product as uncharacterized. Gene Ontology annotation, molecular function: methyltransferase activity. NCBI's taxonomy places the organism in Eukaryota, Fungi, Ascomycota, Eurotiomycetes, Onygenales, Onygenaceae. The record is from RefSeq and is a predicted model, not a curated record.
AUGGACAACAAACAAGUCUAUGCGGACGUCCAGGAGCAUUACAGCUCCGCCGCCAAAACCACUGAUAACGAAUACAGCAAAAAGGUGGCCGAGGCAUUCGGCUAUAGCGAGUCUGAGCUCACCAGCAUCCCAAAAGAUGCGAAUCUGGGGCUGAGCUGCGGAAAUCCGCUGGCCUUGGCGAACCUGAAGGAGGGAGAAACGGUUGUCGACUUUGGCAGCGGAGCAGGAUUCGACGUUUUUCUGGCGGCCAAGAGAGUUGGUGCUACAGGGAAGGUCAUUGGAGUCGACAUGAAUAAGGAUAUGCUUGAACGAGCACAUAAAAACAAAGAGACUGCCAAAGCAGAUAACGUGUCGUUCGUUGAGUCUCGCAUAACCGAUGUCAAGCUGCCCGAUGCUACAGCGGACUGCAUCAUCAGCAACUGCGUGGUCAAUCUCGUCCCAGAAGCAGAGAAACAACUCGUCUUCAACGAAAUGUUUCGACUCCUCAAGCCUGGUGGUCGUGUGGCCAUCAGUGACAUCCUCGCGAGAAAGGAGCUUCCACCAGAAAUCAGGAAUGACAUGGCUCUCUAUGUUGGCUGCGUAGCAGGCGCGAGCCAGGUUUCAGGCUACCAGCAAUAUUUCCGCAAUGCUGGGUUCAAUGACUCCGUAAUCGUGGACACGAACAGCGAUUUAAAUAUAUAUACUACCGCCAAAGAUGACGGUGCCGACAUGCCAUGUUGUGGAGGCACCAACACCUGCACUCCACUCAAGCCGACAAUUAAAAGUAUUGAUUUCAAUGAAUGGGCAGGUAAGAUACUUCAACUGAUCGGGAGCCGUACGUGA